Messenger RNA from Gigantopelta aegis, 607 nucleotides. RefSeq lists its product as uncharacterized. The record is from RefSeq and is a predicted model, not a curated record. Gene Ontology annotation, biological process: cell-matrix adhesion. The coding region runs from base 1 to 399 and encodes 132 amino acids. Gene Ontology annotation, cellular component: lysosome; extracellular region. The transcript is spliced from 3 exons. Gene Ontology annotation, molecular function: calcium ion binding. Lineage: Eukaryota; Metazoa; Mollusca; Gastropoda; Neomphalida; Peltospiridae.
AUGACCGGAUGCAAUCAAGGGGGACAAAAGGGAACUAGCAGAGUGAGAGAGGGAGAAAGGGUUCAAGCAGAAAAUAACGCUACGUACGGCGGACAUUUCCAUGUAGGGAGCGGCAACAAUAAACUGGAGUCCGACUCAUUCUUCAUAAGUGUUCAGGAAGGACAUAAGACCAAUCUACAGAUUGUUGUUUUUGUCACCGAGGAGUGUAUACCACUUGGAGAGAGAAUUGUCGGCAUAUCGCAAGGCAACCCCAUUGAAGACAGCGUAUCCUUCUUCAACAUUCAGAUGGGAAUCAAAGAUCCUUCUGUAUUUGAUGUUCCAAAAGUCUGCGACGACACCACAUUGGAACUCGUCUCCAUUAGCAACCAGCUCAAACAAUACAGAAUUUUCGGUUUCUAGGAAACAAGUAGUAUGGUCACGUGACAUAAGACAAAAGAGCAAACUAUUUUAAAAAGAAAACAAGCAUUGACGGUUAUUCCAAUAUAUAUAAUGUAUAAUAGAUAUGUUUAUAUGUAUAAUGUCCAAUGUGCUCAGACACGUUACUUAUACUCACAAAUGAUGUCAUAGUUAAAUCUCCUGUUACUUAUACUCACAUAUGAUGUCAUAG